GGCAGAAACUGAGAGGAGAGAGACGGAGAAGGAGGGAGGCAGAGCGCAUCACAUCAGACGCUGCUUUGCAUCUGAAAAAAUCUCAAUCACCACAUCAGGAGCCGCUGUGACCGACGGAGCCUCUUCCCGGUCGCAGCUGUUCUCAGAGACCACACGAGAGACCGGAGACGAGCUGGGGCAAACAAUCCGAUAAACAACAGAAAACAACAUAGAGAUCCAUCACUGAGACGCACGUCCACCGCCGGAGGCAGCGAGCGGACCGCUGUGCUGAGGAGCGCCGUCUCCCUGCGUGCUGGCAUCUGGAUCCAGAUCAGACACGCCCCAGAGUGACCCAUCCUGAACCCUGCUGUUAAUUCAACUUCCUCAUUGACGUCAAUAUUCCAGUGGAACAGACCAAGAAGCAAAUGAUGUAAAAGUGUGCAGAAACCGAAGACUGGGCCGGUUCACAGAAGACCUCUAUGUGCGAAGGGACGAGUUCUCACACCAAAGGAAGACCAGCGAGCGCUGAGGAAGAAUGAGAGGAGGCGCCCAUCGAAUCAGAGAUGGCCAAAGACAUGAAACCCAGUCUGGCAGCAGGACAAACUCAGAUUGCCAGUUUAUACCUAAAAUAAUAAAUGUGAGCUUUGUUUAGGUGACAGAUGCUUUUUACUUAGCCACACAUACUGCCAGUAAAGUGCCAUAUCCUACUGAACUCAUUUCUACACCAGUACUCAUUAUUAAUUCCUUAAAUACAACAAAGAAGCAAGAAAAAGAAACUAUUACCACAGACAGCUAAAUAGGAAAUAAGACUUUACUCCAAAGUGUUGGGAUAUAAAACUAGUCUUCCCUCUCUUUCAAAUGCCUGUAGCCUACAAGAGUAAAUGUUAAAUGGCAGGGAUCUCUGGUCGGAUUUCUCCGUUGGAUAUUGUAAUGACAUCCCAAAUGGCUCAGAGAACAGGACAGCUGAGACAUAACAAGGCUGGAGGUUCUUCAUCAGGGAUCUUAUCCACAGCCAGCUCCUUCCUCUGCUGGCUCGCUCUGCUGUCACUGCUGCGACUGCCGGCUGUAACAGCUGACUGCUGGCUUAUCGAAGGGGAGAAAGGCUUUGUGUGGCUGGCCAUCUGCAGUAUGAACCAGCCUCCCUAUGAAGCCAUUCCCUCCCACAUUAACAGCACGAUUGUGGAUCUGAGGCUGAAUGAGAACAAGAUACGGUCGGUGCAUUAUUCCUCGCUCAGUCGCUUUGGAAACCUCACCUAUCUGAACCUCACCAAGAAUGAUAUCAGCUACGUGGAAGACGGAGCAUUCUCAGCACAGUUUAAUCUGCAGGUUCUCCAGAUGGGCUUUAACAAAUUGAGAAACCUGACAGAGGGGAUGCUGCGGGGCCUGGGCAAGCUGCAGUAUCUCUACCUACAAGCCAAUCUCAUCGAGACUGUUACACCCAACACCUUCUGGGAGUGUCCCAAUUUGGAGAAUAUAGACCUCUCCAUGAACAGGAUCCAAGUUCUGGAUGGUAGUUUGUUCUCUGGACUCACUAAGCUGACGACCUGUGAACUCUACACAAACCCCUUCAACUGCUCGUGUGAGCUUCUGAGUUUCCUGCGCUGGCUCGCCAUUUUCCCCAACAGAACCAGCGAGCGGAUGGUGUGCGACUCCCCUCAAGGAUUCUCUGGCUACAACCUACUGAGCCAGAACCCCCGCAUACCAGCCCAGCGCAAUGCGCUGCACGUGCUUAAUCUUGUAUGCACAGAAUACGGCAGCAGCGCGACACCCUUCGACACCUAUGACUUCACCACCCAGCUGCCAGACUUCGCCUCCCCCUGCGGACUGGAUGAUUGCGCCUCCGGGACCGCUCCCGAUGACGUGAUAAGCAUAGGCCCCAUUUUCACAGACUCUAAUCCGAUCAUAACGAUAAAACAAGUGCAACAUUCAAGUGCAGUGAUAACGGUCCAGAUUCCCCACCCGUUUAAGAAAAUGUACAUCCUGAUGCUGUACAACAACAGCUUUUUUACGGACAUCCAGAAUCUCAACAAACACAAUGAGGAUAUUGAACUGAAGAACUUAAAACCUAACACGGACUACACAUACUGUGUGGCUUCUAUAAGAAACUCCUUGCGGUUCAACCACACCUGUUUAACCAUCUCUACCGGUCGAAAAGCCGGGGCCGAGACAAUACGCAAUCAGUCAUCCGCCACGCAUUACAUCAUGACUAUUUUGGGUUGUCUGUUUGGCAUGCUGCUCUUUCUUGGCCUUGUUGUGCACUGUCUGAGGAAAAAGAGGAUCAUGGAGGAAAAGGAGAGAAAGAUGAGUAGAAUCCAGAGGACUUUGAUAGAGCUGAAGUAUGGUGGCGAAGGGGAUAUAGAGGGAGGAAGCGGAGGAUCUGUCUCACAAAAGCUUGCUGCGGGGGAAAGCCUGUCCAGAAUGCCCUACCUGCCCCAGGGAGGAGAGAUUGAUCCAUACAAGCUUCAGGAGGUGAUAGAAACUCCAGGACACAAGUCUGCCAAGCUAAACUACAUGGAGGUCAGAGGUUCUGGCAUUGAAAAGGAAAGGGAGCGAGAGAGAGAAAGGGAGAUGUCACCGCAAGCAAAUCCCCAGGGCUCAGUGGCUGAGAUCUCCACCAUCGCUAAAGAAGUUGACAAAGUUAACCAGAUAAUUAACAACUGCAUAGAUGCUCUCAAAUCUGAGUCUACGUCCUUUCAGCAGGGAAUAAAAUCCCCGACUGCAGGUGGAGGAGCCGUUUCAACAGAAGAGCCACAGCUGGUGCUUCUGUCCGAGCAAGGAGAGAGAGGAGGCGAGUUCCUAUCCCCCGUCUACAAGGGAGGACGAGGAGGACGAGAAGAGCGGUCAAGGAGUUACCACCCCUCUUUGCAACGACACCACAGCAUGGAAACUCCUCCGACUACUAAACGGCCAAGCACCUCCUCUUCUCCUGGCUCUGCCCGGAGCCCUCGCUCUUUCCGCUCAGAGGGAGGGUACCACCCAUCAGAGUCCCGCUACAUUGAAAGAGCCUCACCUGGUGAAAGAGGAGGAGGAGGAGGAGGAGAGGCCAUCCGUGCUGUCAACCCUGCUGCAGCUAUUUUACGGGCUGAGGCCCAGAGAAUCCGUCAGUAUAAUGAACAUCGCCACUCCUAUCCGGGAUCCCAGCAGCAUCUCCAGGAACUUCAGCAUCAUCCACAGAUCCUGCAGGAGCUCCACCACCACCCAGGAGGUCGCAAACCUUCUGUGUUGGAUCCCAUCACUCUCAGCAGGCAGGCUAAGCAGCGUGAGCUAACCUACUCCCAGCUGUCACAGCAUUACCCGCUCUCGCCCCAAUACCACAACCUCAGCUACUGCUCAAGUCCGGAGGAAGAUGAGGAGGAGGAAGGGCUCUUAUGUACCCCGACCCUAGGGCUUUGGGAAAGGUUCAAAAUGCACCGUAAGAGGCAUCGGCAGGCGUCUUUAGAGGAUGAAGGAUACGUGGCAGCUGGGCAUGCUCUUAGGCGGAAGGUUCAGUUUGCCAAGGAUGAAGAUCUUCAUGACAUACUGGACUAUUGGAAGGGCGUAUCUGCCCAGCAGAAAGCUUGAUCCCACAUGUGAAGUUGCCAAACACCUUGAACUUAGAAAGACACCCUGCAUCCAUGACAUACCAAUACAAACCUGUGGACAUUUUCAUGAAUGAUCUGUAAAUAUACACAAAACAACUUAUGGCAUCUACAAAGAUUUACUUUGCACAUACAUGUUUACACACACAGAUACAACACACACAGAUUUUACACAAACUAAGCCUUUUCCUCCCAAAUCGGAUGAGGACCAACUAAUAUAUGUAUUAUCAUGAACAAAAAUAUGAAUAUAUUAUUGAGACUGAGAUACUUUUUGUAAUGUAAUGGAAAUUAUAGCUCAGAACUAUGUAGCUAUUUGUAAGUUUUGAAUGAAGAAAAGUAGAAUCAAUGUUAAGUAUAGAAAAACCCUAAAUGUUGUUGGGAAACCCAUCUCAAACAGCCAAGUGAUGCUUUGGAUACUCCCAAACUCUCACAGCAGACUCAAACUUCACCAACAGAGCCAUACCUAUUUAAACUGGCCAGCCAGAUUGAUAAUAUGUUGCACUCUCAGUUCUAUACAUUAUCAAUCUGGGACUCCUCCCAUUGGGGAAAGGAGGGACGUGCAGCAGAACCUUCAGAGCUGAUUGGGCGAAUAAACACCUAGUGACCGCCUACCAAAGGAUGGUUUUAGCCAAUCACGGAAUCAAAUGAAAAUGUAAGCAGUAAAGGCUAUGAGAAACCCCAAAAAGUUGUACUGGUUAAGGAACCUUUUGCUGUUCUUCCUUCAAACAUGAAAUCUUGAUUUCUGACAAAACAGAUGCGAUAGCAGCAUGUAAACACCCAUCCUCCUGCACUGUCAUGUUUAAUUUGGUGCGGCUGUGGGCUUGGCACGUCUUGCUUUCAUCACAGUUGUAUGUCCUGCCUUAAACCGUAAUGCUACAAUGUGAUUGGCCCAAACAGUUUUUAGUUUGGACACAAACGGUUGAAGUAGGAGCAGUACAAGAGGGAUUCUCGUGUGUUUGUGAACGCACAAAUGCUGCAAGAAUUCGGUUUGUAGGCAAGAUUAAUACUUAUUGCUCUCCUGGGGAAGUUAAAGCUGCACCAUGUCCUGCAAUACAACCAGAAAAGCAGGUGUUCAAAAUCAAUAUACAGUUCCAUUCAGAGGUUUUCAUACAGUCGUCACAGGCAUAAAUAUCAUAUUAAUCUUAGGCUUUUAAUUAUUUAUUUGGUCUAUUCUUUCCCAGGGUGGAAUGAAUACACAAGUUUUUGGUGGAGUUUUUUUCCAAUCAAUGUUGGGUCAAAAUUAAACAAAGGCUAAAAUAUCCACAUUUCCACACCCUACUUGUUUAAUGUCCCUGACCGAGUUCUUUCUACUAGCAUCAAGCAUAAUUCUGACUGGAUAUUUGACCACACUUCGGGACACAACUGGCAGAUAUUUGUGCAUCGCUACAUAAGAAAAUCCUGCAUUGACAAUAUUAGCUGUGAAAAUUGCAACUGUGCUUUCCAACACGUUCAGUAACCUUCAGCACGCUGUGAUCUGUGUCAGAAUCCAUCAAACUGUGUAAUAUCUUAUUGACAUGCUGUCAAUGUAUGACACUCAGAAGACAUAACCAAACGAUUAAUAUUUCUAAUGUUCAUGUGACGGCGCCAGUGCCACAGUUGAUGGAUGCUACAGUGUAUUUAAAUUUGUAAAGCUCUACUUAACUUUUCAAAACAUAGAACGUGUAGCUGGAACACUGCUGUUUUUAAGCAAUGGCCUCUAACUUCGAAACAAUGUAAAAAAAAACUGAGCUAAAGUCCAGUUUCCUCCGAUUUAAGCCUUUUUUCUGUUGCUAUGACCCAGAUAACUGAGAAUUUGCACAGGCAUUUUCACAACAUAUCUCCUAUAAGUGUUUGAUCAUAGCUGAAUCUUUGGGUCAUCUGACCAAACAGCUAAUCUCUAAAAAGCAUUUCACUGCUGGGAAACUAAAUUAAAGAGAAGCCGGUUCACAAAGGUAGUAAAAAAAUAAAUAUAUAAUAGAACAACAUAGGAAACACAAGAAAUGCAACUGAAAGGCAGUGUAAGAAAGUACAACACCAAACUAGGAAGUCCCAUAUCAACUCCACUGUCUUGAGCAGGUAUUUGUCUCUGUUGCAUUUAUCCAUCUAAACAUGAACAUGUGAAGUUAUCAUUCCAAUCAGACCUUAUAUCAGACAUUGAUCACUCAAAAAGUUUGAAAUUAUAUGAACUUUAAUGUGCCAGGAAAUAAAUCAUACUGUCAUGAACAUUUCAUAAGAGGUAAAAACUAAAUCAACUUUAUGUGCAACUUUGUCUCUAAAAAGCCUCUUAUAUGGACAUACAUGGAUGGCAAUUUACGAGAGGCAUUCUGAGCGCCAUUAUGCACAUAAAGAAUUGCAAAAAGGUUGCAGGAACACAGUGUUUCCUCACCUGGAGUUAAGAUUAAUUCAUCAAUUACACGCCUACUGAUCUUUUAAAGCCCGUAUCACUGUUAAUUACAAUGAUUCUCCUCUUACAUUUAAUGUUAGAAUAUUACUUCGGAUCAAUUAAAAAAAAAAAGUAUUACGGAAAAUGUGGGCUUGAUAAAAAGUAUGUUUAAUGCCUGCUUAAGGGUUGUUAUUUUGAAGAGGUAUUUUUAAUCUGACAAAUGAGAAUCAUCGAAUUGCAUAUUUGCAAAUUAUAUGCAAAAAAAUUAUUAAAUAUCACUGCUGCAUGAGCCUGGUGGAUAACAGAAAAUUUACCAUAACUCCAAACAUGUGGACCCAAUUACUGUUCCUAAAAACCAUUACCGUUGUAAGAUGUGUCAUCAUCAUCCUUCUACCUUGGAAAACCUAAAAAAAACAAAACAUUAAAAGCCCCAAAUUGAUAUGGCCACAAUGAGCCAAACAUGUGAACGCAACUGUAUUCCAACCAAAAUUUGGGAGAUUUAAAACAUUAAAUCAAAUGUUUCUGGAUGGGUGACCAAUCAGCAGUAAUAUUUACAUGUUCUGAGAUCGAGUAGGUAGCUCUUAUGAGAGAGUGCGUAUAAUGUGCCAAAUCAACCGAUGGGGUAGUAGAGCCCUACUGUGUAUUACCUUCUUCUUACCACUGUUUUUAUAUAGAGGAUUUUAAAAAAUGUGUAAAAAGAAACAUAUAUGUUGAUAUUAUUAUUCAUUAUUCUUAUUCUCAUUACUGGUCUUCUUAUUAUUCCUAUGAUCCUCAGCAUUAAUAUUUUAUUAUUUGAAUAUGGCAUGGCUUUGUUGUGUGACCGUGUUUUUGGACUGUUUUGAACCUCUCAGUCGAGAAGCGCUCCAGAGCAGAAACAUACACAACAAGAAAAGAGACAUUUGUGUCCUCCUUUUCUACCAAGAGGAUUGUGCUCUGUCCUCUGAGCCAAAAAAAAAAAAAAAACAACAACAACAAAAAUAAAACAAGCCAGCCUUUUCUGUUGGUGAACUUUUACUACAUGUGCUCUUCAUCAUCCUAAAGAGAGAACGCUGUACAGAAGAAAGAAAAGUUCUAUAUUUGCAACAAAAGUGACUGUUUUGUUUCUACAACAUGGCUUUGAAAUCCUUCAGACUUUUCAGACACCUGAGUCCCAACUUAGUUACCCGUCUGCUCACCUACACUGGUACGUUUUUGAUUUUGAAACCAAACUAAAAAAAAAAAAAAUUUAAUCUUCUAAUGAAUGUCUUUAAAUUCCCACGAGGGGAAACAUAACUGCACUGUUCAAAAUCAUAAAACGACCAUAAUUGAACGACCUAAAACUCUCAGCUUCCUUCCCGACACGCUGUAGCUCCACUGUGUUUUAUAAACGUUUCAUCUCAAUCCCGGGUUUUUAUCGCUCUUUUUUUGGACUCUUCUGGUUCCACUGUGGUGCCAUAGUGCCAAACCUGAGAAAUUGCAGGUAUUUGAACUUAAUUCAAAUACUGCUGAAUACAGACCUCUUCUGCUUCACGACAUGUCUAAAAAAAAAAAAACUAAGAUUUGCACAAAAUGAUCCACCUUCAUUGGCUCGCUGAAUCCCCUCUAUCCUCGAAUCAUUUCUAUGACCAAAGUACUGUGGUAGAUAAUUGACUCUUACACUCCCCUAACCAGUACACAGUUGUGUAUCACAUUUUCAGUUAAUACAUCAGCACACACUUUCAUGCUCACAGAAACAACCGGAUGAAUGUAUUCUUUGAGACGCUAUUUUCUUUUCUGCAGCUUGAAUAAAGCGUACAAGCAAAAAUGUAACUGUUUCAAACGUCCUGCAGAUUGCUACAGGUGGUUCAGAACUGGAAACAAAUAAGGAAUUAUUGCCAUUGUAUAACAUUGAUUACUCGCAAAUUGUGCCACAAAAUUAUACUUAGAGCGGUUUUAUUAAGGUAAUAGCAAUGUUUUGUUUUUUUUUGAAGGUGUUAUGUUAAAAUGUGACAAGUGGUAAGAGGCGAUGUUUGCUGUAUCUAAAAUAUCUGCAAGAUUAAAAGAGAGAGUUCAGGGUUUUUGGAUGUGGGAUUCUGUGGGUUGUAAUCAGCAGCCAGUAUCUUACCCUGCAACGGAAAGCUCUCAGAUUCUUCCAAAGGUGAUUUUGUUAUGCCGUUUCCGUGCUUGUCAUUGUAAACCUCACAAACGGUAUCACGCAACAAUGGAGAGGUGCAGUCUCUGGCUCUAUAAGGCUGGGGUCAGGGCUCUUUGCAGGCCAGUCAAGUUCCUCCACACCAAACAUGCCAAUCCAUGUAAUAAUGUACCUUGCUCAUGUUGGGACUAAAAGAAGUCCUCCCUAAAAUGUUCCGACAUAGCUGAAAACAUCAAAGUCUUCAAGAUGUCUUUGCUUCCUGCAAAACAAAAUUCCUGUAGUUCCCUUCUGCGUUUUUGCUACAAUACCACUUACUCUAGGCCUUGAAAUGUUAAUUAUUAAGAAACUUUUAUGUAUGCAGGUGGCAUCCUAUGAAAGUACCCCUCUGGAGCUAAACGAGCUCCUGGGAGUGACCCAUUAUUUCACAAUUUUGUUUUAAGAAGCAGCCUGUAUACCCAGGUGCUUGGUGUUAAGCACCGUGAGACUGAUUGGAGGAUUUCAAUUCAAUGAUUUAGAGGAGUGACUCAAUACUUUGGCAAUACAGCUCAUUUACUGCAGAUAAGAUACUGACUGUUGAGUAAAACUCCACAGAAUCCACUUUAAAAAUAAAUACCCAAACUAUCCUUUUAAAUAUUGAAGACAGAAGAUAUUAGUUUAUAAGAUACAGAGGAAUGUUCUGGACUUUCUUUUAUCAUGGAUGAGAAGAGUUUAAACAAGGGGCGGAGUCAAGAUCAUCUCAGUUUAACAGAUUUUAUAGAAAACAAGCCUGUAUUCACACAAAUAAUUAAAAUUUGUAGUAAAAAAAAUGGUGGAUCUUAGUUGUUGCAUUUUGGUUUGAGGUCCAAAUUGACUCUAACCUUGAAUAACAGGUAAACAAUGAUGUGUUUAUUGUUUAGAAACAGUAUAAAAAAAUGUGUUCUCUGCUGUAACAAGUCCAGAAUGCUCAAGUAAUUAUUCCUGGUUAAAGCCAUAAUCAUGGGUUAGUAAAAUCCCCACUGUUCGUAGCACUGCACAAGCACAUAAAAUGUGCGGUUAAAAGGCGUUUUUUCGGUUUUCAGAUGAGAGCAGCGAUGACGCGGUUCCUCUUCGUUCCAGUCUGACCCUUACUCACGAGAAGACUGUUGAGCUGCAUUUGGUUCUGUAUUACACGCCCUCAGAUUGUGGCUUUAACUAAGUAAAAACAAACAGCCUUAAAACAUUUGAUUUUCUUUUCAUGUUUUUAACUUUAACAUUGCUUUUAAAAUUGUAAAAAAGAAUUAAAAAAACAACAUAAAAAAAAAAAAAAAACUACAUAUGAUCCGGUCUGGACAUUUUUUUUUUUUUUUAGUGGCUUUAGACUUAAGCCUCACUUGAGCAUUCUUUGCUACCGGUUAUAUAAAUGUAGCGAUGUACUAAACUGUUAUUUUUGUUUGAGGUUUUUCUUUUUUCCGCUUUAUGAAUAGUAAUAGCCUGGAUUUGUCAUGCGUCAGAGAGUAGCCGAGCUUAGACCAAGACACCAACGUGGAGGAUGUGGUUGAAGCGGCCAGACAACAGCGACUGCUACUCUUUGAACCUCGACAAACACAAACUGUUUAUUUGAAACAACAAUGCCCGGGCAGUGGAUAUGAACUGUGGUAUUACUGACAUGCGACAGACACGACAACCGUAAACUUCAUUGGAGGCUUGUGUUAUAUUCUUCUACAGCGUAUGACUCAGGAGCGAGAAAGCCAGAGAGAGCUAGAAGAGGGAGAACAUGCUUUGCCAUAGGAUCUCUCAGAGACUUUAUUUUCUUGUUGAAAAAUGAAAAAGAGCACAAAUAAAAAAAAAUCCUUCCUUA
Fundulus heteroclitus (mummichog) is the source of this 9845-nucleotide messenger RNA. RefSeq names its product extracellular leucine-rich repeat and fibronectin type III domain containing 1b (gene elfn1b). The transcript is spliced from 7 exons. The record is from RefSeq and is a predicted model, not a curated record. Gene Ontology annotation, molecular function: protein binding. Bases 868 to 3540 code for a protein of 890 amino acids. Gene Ontology annotation, cellular component: plasma membrane. Lineage: Eukaryota; Metazoa; Chordata; Actinopteri; Cyprinodontiformes; Fundulidae.